GUCUAAUUAUAUUUCCUUUCUUCAAUUUUUUGCAGUGAAAAUGUCACCUUAUAUCGUGAGUGCAAUUUUUGCGGCUGUCCUCGGCCUUGCCCAUGCGCAAGUGCCCGGAUUCGGAGGAUGCCCCGAAUUCGUCGCCAUGUCCGACUUCGACAUGUCCAGGUUCCUUGGAACUUGGUACGAAGCUGAACGCUACGUGAACAUUUUUGAAGCUGGAACCAGAUGCGUGAGGACUAACUACACCAAGGCUAACGACGGUCGCUACUUAGUUUCGAACGAAAUCACUAACAGAUACACUGGUGUCAAGCGAGUUUUGGAGGGAGAAAUCAGACUCGUAGUCAAGGGUGCCGAAUCCAAACUGAAUGUUAGGUACCCCAACUUGCCAAUUCCCUACGACACUCAAUACUCAGUUUUAGAAACUGAUUACGAUGACUACGCCGUCAUCUGGUCUUGCUCAUCUCUUGGAAUCGUCAACACUCAACAAGCCUGGGUGCUGACCAGACAGAAGCUGCCAUCCGGCACGACCCUGCAGAAGGCCUACGGAGUCCUGGACAAGUUCAAGCUCAGCCGCAGCUUCUUCUUCAAGACCGACCAGGAAAGCUGCAACUUGGCCGAGACCAUCAAGACCGACCAGGCCGCCAAAGACGGCGCAGACAACGUCGUGCCCGAAGUCAUCGCCGCCGCCAGCGAGGUUGAGCCGGUCAAGGUGCCCGCCCCGGUCGCUGCCCCACCCGCCGCCGCCCCCGCCCCCGUAGUCGCCGCCCCCGUAGUGGCCCCCGCCGCCCCCCACCACGACCACAAGGAAGGGCACAAGGACCACAAGGAGAAGCCCGUCACUGACGCCAGCCACCACCACCACCAACACCAGACCCACCACGUUCACAAGGACGCACCACACAAGGACUCCGUGCACAAGGACUCCGUACACAAGGACUCAGUACACAAGGACUCCGUACACAAGGAAGUCUACCAACAAUUCCCAAAAACCCAAAAAAUGGAUUCCACCGUGACCAGAAGUGUUUUUAUGCUCCUGACAGCAGCAGCAUAUUUAGGAAGAGCUCAAGUGCCCUUCUUCGGCCCAUGUCCUGAUUUGCAAACAAUGGUCCAUUUUGAUAUCACAAAGUAUUUAGGACGAUGGUACGAAGCAGAACGGUAUUUUGCAGUCUUUCAGUUUGCGGGCAAAUGCGUUACUGCUAACUACACGGCCGGAGAUGAUGGCGUCGUUAAUGUUGUCAACUAUCAAAUAAGCUCAUUAACAGGCAUUCCAUCUACAAUAGAGGGUCAAAUUUCAACGGAUAACAAACAAGGAGCAUCAAAACUCUACGUUAAAUUUCCUGGAUUACCCGUGCCCAUGGACGCGCCAUACUGGGUUUUGGACACGGACUACGAUAAUUAUUCAGUUGUAUGGUCUUGCACAGAUUUUGGGAUUUUCAGUGCACGGAAUGCAUGGAUAUUGACUCGAUUGCCAGAACCCUCCAUUGAAGUAAUGGAAAGAGCGUAUGCGGUUGUCGACAGAAACGCAGUUAGCAGAGCUUACUUCAUAAGAACAGAUCAACGUAACUGUCCAUCUGCCGCUGAUCUUGCCAUUGGGAGAUCUAAAUCAAAACACUGAUUGGCUAAAGACUGAGCGCCUAACCCACCAAUUUUUCCACUCUAGAAAGAACUCACUGAGUUCUCUAAUAGUUGUGUGCUGAAGCGAAAUUGCAGCUGGUUGUUACAAAUUGGACUGCAUUUUGCA
This is a messenger RNA of Bemisia tabaci, 1735 nucleotides long. The record is from RefSeq and is a predicted model, not a curated record. NCBI's taxonomy places the organism in Eukaryota, Metazoa, Arthropoda, Insecta, Hemiptera, Aleyrodidae.